This is a messenger RNA of Olea europaea var. sylvestris, 1614 nucleotides long. RefSeq lists its product as uncharacterized. The coding region runs from base 1 to 1614 and encodes 537 amino acids. Gene Ontology annotation, molecular function: protein dimerization activity. The record is from RefSeq and is a predicted model, not a curated record. Lineage: Eukaryota; Viridiplantae; Streptophyta; Magnoliopsida; Lamiales; Oleaceae. The transcript has 8 exons.
AUGAAUGAAGAGGUGUCUACUGACAAAGAUAAUGAACCAUUUUCUCUCGACCUUAUUGAUCCAGCAAAUUGGGGAAAUAUGAAUACGAAUUUAAGAGAUUUAAUUGUAUUGAAAGGUCUUCUAUUUAAGAAUGAUGGGAUCAGAACUCAAUUGGCACAUGAUGGAAUAAAUGAUUGGAAAAAUAUUGGUGAAAAGCUUAAAAUGCAUGAAGUGAGUUGUGACCACAUCAAUAACAUGACAUUUCGUGGGGAUAAUAAGAAGAUAUAUCAAGAAAAUAAUGGUAUCUUCUUAAGCAUGAUUCAAAUGAUUACUGAGUUCGAUCCCGUAAUGCAAGAGCAUGUUUGUCGAAUAAAAAAUAAAGAGAUUCAUUAUCAUUAUCUAGGACACAAAAUUCAGAAUGAGCUGAUACUUAUGCUAGCGGGCGAGAUAAAAAAAAUAAUCAUUGAGAAACUCAAAAAUUCUAAAUACUUUUUUGUUAUUCUUGAUUGCACUCCAGAUACAAGUCAUGAAGAACAAAUGUCUAUAAUAUUGAGGUGUGUAGAUAUUUCGGCAAGUCCAGUGAAGGUUGAAGAAUUCUUUUUAGGAUUUUUAUUGGUGGAUGAUACAUCAGGUAAGGGACUUUUUGAUGAACUAGUGGAUGCUUUGAAUAAUUUAGAACUUGAUAUUGAUGAUGUAAGGGGUCAAGGCUAUGAUAAUGGUGCUAACAUGAAAGGACAACAUAAAGGAGUUCAAAGUAGAUUAUUACAACUAAAUCCUAGAGCAUUCUACAGUCCUUGUGGAUGUCAUAGUCUUAAUCUUGCACUUUGUGAUAUGUGGAAAAUUUUCAAAGAGAAUGUAACUGGUCUUACCAUUAAGCCCUCGUCACAAACUCGGUGGGAAAGUCAUAUUGAAAGUGUUAGAGCGAUAAGAUUUCAAGCUCCGCAGAUAAAAAAAGCGUUACUUCAAUUAGCAAAUAUUGAUGAUCCUAAGACAAAAAGUGGAGUAGUAAGCAAACAUUUGCAAGCGGAAGACAUGCAUAUUGAUGUUGCUAUAGACCAUUUAAAAGGCCUCAUUUCAUUUUUCAAAAGUUAUAGAGAAUCUGAUUUUGAAUCGGCCAUGGUAGAUGCUAAAGAGAUUACAACUGAAAAAUCUUUUAAGAUCAAUUAUUUCUUAUAUAUAGUGGAUCGAGCUCUAUCAUCAUUUGAGAAUAGAUUUGAGGAAGCGAUAUUUGAAAACAUAUUUGGAGCAAUUGAUGUAUUGGAUUAUAUUAAGAGAAUGAACUGUUGUUUUGCAAAUGCCUGGAUUGCUUACAGAGUAUUAUUGACCAUUCCUGUCACAGUUGCCUCUGCUGAAAAAACAGCUGGCAGUUGUAUGCGUAUCUAUUCCACUCUUUUCUCUCUUGUUUUCCAAGCUGCCGAAAAUUGUAUGUGCUUCCCCAAAUUCAGCAGCUGUGUUCCCUCAAUUUUUUGUGUUUUUGUGUGUAUAUAUCAUGCAAAUUCAACCCCUCUUUCUGUGCGUAUACUCCUCUCUAAUUUCACAAGGCAGACGCUUAAUUUCUCUUCUCUCCCAAACAAUGUGCGUAUGGAAUAUCUCUCAAUUAUGGCAGCGUCCAAGCUGCCGUUUCUUCUUCUGUAG